Messenger RNA from Triplophysa dalaica, 1581 nucleotides. RefSeq lists its product as uncharacterized. Gene Ontology annotation, molecular function: GTP binding. The transcript is spliced from 2 exons. The record is from RefSeq and is a predicted model, not a curated record. NCBI's taxonomy places the organism in Eukaryota, Metazoa, Chordata, Actinopteri, Cypriniformes, Nemacheilidae. The coding region runs from base 1 to 1581 and encodes 526 amino acids.
AUGACAGACGUUCAGAGCAUCUCACAUGGAGAACAGAGUGUCACAAAAACUUUGAGCCACAACGAUGAAAUUGUCAAAAAAAGCAUCUUAAUUGAAGAUGGAAGUCCUGCUCGAUACCGUUUGCAAAUAACAACAGAAGAUCCAGAUGAAUCUAAGUCAUACAGAAAAAAGAUAUUUGGUGAACGAGACCCAGAGAAAUCUCACAAAACUAUUCUGCUGGUUGGAGAAACAGGCACUGGAAAAACAACCCUCAUCAAUGCCAUGAUCAACUACAUGUGUGGUGUGAAGAGAGAAGACAACAUAUGGUUUGAAAUCCAAGAUGAUCAGAGUAAAGAAACAUCAGCUCACAGUCAGACAUCCAUCAUCACCGUCUAUGGUGUUUACAUACCAGAGAGUUCACACGACCUUACAAUCAUUGACACACCAGGAUAUGGAGACACGCGUGGGAUUGAGAGUGAUAGAGAGAUCGCCAAAAGUUUGUUAAAUCUAUGCAAAUCUGAUGACUUGGUCGAUGAAAUUGAUGCUGUGUGUUUUGUGAUUAAAGCAGAUCAAAAUCGACUGUCUGACAGACAAAAAUACAUAAUUGAUGCUGUUCAGUCUUUAUUUGGCAGUGAUGUUGCUGAAAACAUUGUGUUACUCCUCACACACUCAGAUGGGUUUCCCCCCAAAAAUGCCCUGACAGCCAUCAAAGAAGCUGAAGUCAAGUGUGCUGUAGAUGAUAAGAAACAACUCAUCUAUUUUCUGUUUAACAACUGUCAGUCAGAGACAUUUAAGGAGGAAUAUGAAACAAUCCGGAAACAAUCAUGGGAUCUCAGUUACAAAGGAAUGAGAGAAUUUUUCAAAUUUAUUGACCAGAUAAAACUAAAAACAUUAAAAAUUAUGAAAGCUGUUUUGCAGAAACGGCAUGAGUUCGAGUUAAAGAUCUCCUCUCUACAAGCAUGUGUUCAAAACAUAGAACAAAAAAAAAAAGAGCUGGGAAACAGCGAAACAUCUCUGCACAAACUCAAGGAAGAAACACAUCCAAUCCCUACAAAGGAUGUUGAAGUGUCCUACAAAGAAAAGGUUGACACUGCUUCUGCCAAGAAGGCGAUGUGUUGCACCGUCUGUGAGGAGAACUGUCACUAUCCAGGUUGCUCGUGGAUCUGUGACAUCAAAGGGUGUCAGGUGAUGAAAAGUAAUCAGUGCACAGUGUGUAGAAAUAAAUGUCACUACAGCAAACAUGUCAAAGAAGCCAAAAUAUAUGAAGAAAAAACAAAGACUGAGAAGAGGAUUGAUGAAGAUUUAAAGAAGAAACAUGAAGACAAAAUUACUUUUGCAUUGUCUUCGAAAGACACACUGGAGAAAGAACUACAAGAAUUAGAGAAAGAGAAAUUAAUGAAGGUGAUGGAUGCUUAUCACUGUGUGGAGACUCUGGGGAUAAUCGCACUGAACGCUGAUUCUUUCACCAUACUUGAGCACAUUGACUUUCUCAUUAAAAAGUUGAAAGAAAUCAAUGACCCUGAGAAAGUUGAAGCUCUGGAGAACAUCAAGAAGACAGCAGGACAAAAGAAGCACAAAUCCAACGCUACAUACAAUAAAUAA